UUUUAUAUCGAAAUCUAUUUUGGGACCAGAUUUAGUCUGAAGACUUCCAUGCACCAGACUUUUUAUACAAUUAGCGAUGCAAAAUACGAAGCAAAUUCCUGAAACCAGUAGAUGUGAACCCGCUAUAUACGAGUAUAAGAAAUCUUCGUUUUCGGAGAUAUACGAAGUAUUACAAUCCUUACGAAAAGAUGAGAUUCUUUGUGAUAUUAAACUAGAAACAGACGAUGGUGAAGUUAUAUUCGGCCAUAAAGUGGUUUUAGCAUCGGCUAGUCCAUAUUUCCUUGCAAUGUUCACAAAUUUUUCAGAAAAGAAUAUAAAUCAAGUUAUAAUCAGGCAGUUGGACUCUAGAGCCUUACAUCUCUUAAUAGACUUUGUUUAUUCUGGGAAAAUCUCAAUCACAGAAAAAAAUGUACAGAUUUUGUUGUCAGCAUCAAAUCUUUUGCAGUUACAAGAAGUCAAAAAGGCAUGUUGUGAUUUUCUACAGGCACAAGUAUGUCCUACAAAUGUUAUUGGGAUAAAUGCGUUAGCUGAUUUACAUGGCUGUAUGCAAUUGUCAACAAGUUCAGAAUUAUAUAUUCAACAACACUUUUCUGAUGUGGUAGAAGGAGAAGAAUUCCUUUCCAUGUCAUAUGAUCAAAUGGUUAAGUUGAUCUCUAGUGAAGAACUUACAGCUCCAUCUGAAGAAAAAAUAUUUGAAAGUGUUAUUCGAUGGGUAAAACAUGAUUUGGGUUCCAGAAAACAAAUUUUGCCCCAAUUAAUAGAACAUGUGCGGUUACCAUUAACAUCGAGAGAUUACAUAUUAGAAAAAGCACUGGAUGAACCUGUAUUUAAUAGUUGUCUUGAAUGUAAAGAUUACGUAAUCGAAGCAUUACAUUUUCAUUUACUCAAGUCAGAUGGGCUUAUCACCAUUCCUCAUAACAUCCGGACAAAACCGAGACAACCUGGUGGUACACAUAAACAGGUUAUUUUAGUGGUUGGUGGAUUAGGGCACGAUUAUGAAGUAUUAGAAAGUACAAAAUACUACGAUCCAAAACUCAACAAAUGGCAAUCCGGACCAAAAUUCGAACCACGUUUCGGUGGUGGUCUAGCUGUAGUAAAAGAUAGUAAUAUUGUGCUCUAUGUUGGUGGUGUCAAUAAUUCCCGUUCAUUUUAUCAGUCUGUCUAUGUACUAGAUCUAUCUUCAGAAUUACCUUGUUGGAAACCAUCCAUUGACAUGUUAAUUAAACGAAGCUAUUUAGGAGUUUGUGUGAUAAAUAAUCUUGUAUAUGCCGUGAGUAACGUGGAAUUAUAA
Acyrthosiphon pisum (pea aphid) is the source of this 1291-nucleotide messenger RNA. Its product is annotated as kelch-like protein 3. The coding region runs from base 77 to 1291 and encodes 404 amino acids. The transcript has 7 exons. Lineage: Eukaryota; Metazoa; Arthropoda; Insecta; Hemiptera; Aphididae. Gene Ontology annotation, molecular function: protein binding. The record is from RefSeq and is a predicted model, not a curated record.